GUUUUAAUUUUGAAUAAAUGAUGGGAUUAUUUUCUACGUUAUUUGGACAAAUUCUCAAAAUAAGACAGCUUUUUGCCCUACUAUGGUUUUCCAAUGAAAAAGCGCCCUCAAUUGUAAUAAUAUCUAAAAAUAAGUAAGGAACAGAAACACUUCCAGUCAACAACUUCCAAAGCCGUGAAAACAAAUUCAUAAAUUUUUUUUUCCUUUUUUAUUAAUUUAAUUAACAUUUUUAAAAGAGAAUUAUUUUCGCUCACUGAAAUGCGGGAACUUUAGAGAGGAAAAAACCAAAAUUUCAUAACAUUUCUGUUUUGCUGUUUUAUUGAAGGAAAAAAUGGAUUAUUAAAAGAAUUAAUUUUAGGGAUUUUUUUUUUUGUUUCAAAUUGUUUUAGUUUGAUUUUACAAUGGAAGCUUCGAGUUCUCAAUUACGGACGUUUGGUCAGACGGAGAUCAAUUGGGACAAACUCGACAAAACUAAAUUUUACGUUGUAGGAGCUGGAAUUUUUACUGGAGUUACACUAGCAUUGUACCCAGUAUCUGUUGUAAAAACUAGGCUUCAGGUUGCUUCAACGGAUACUGUUGAGAGAAGUGCAUUUUCUGUUAUCAGAGGCAUAUUGAAAACAGAUGGAAUCCCUGGUCUCUAUCGAGGGUUUGGAACAGUCAUCACUGGUGCGAUUCCUGCCAGGGUUAUAUUUCUUACUGCUCUGGAAACUACAAAAGUGGCUGCUUUCAGAAUGGUUGAACCAUUUAAAUUCUCUGAACCUACACAAGCAGCUAUAGCUAAUGGAAUUGCUGGAAUGGCAGCAUCACUAUUUUCUCAAGCUGUUUUUGUUCCCAUUGAUGUGAUUAGUCAAAAGUUGAUGGUACAAGGAUACUCAGGCCAUGCAAAAUACAAUGGGGGUCUGGAUGUUGCUCGUAAGGUUUUAAAGUCUGAUGGAAUCCGAGGGUUAUACAGAGGAUUCGGUCUGUCAGUCAUGACUUAUUCUCCAUCCAGUGCUGUAUGGUGGGCUAGUUAUGGCUCAAGCCAGCGUGUUAUCUGGAGGUUCUUAGGCCAUGGCACGGACCUAAAGGAAGCUGCUCCUAAUCCAUGGACAAUAGUGUCGGUGCAGGCUGCCGGAGGAAUCAUAGCUGGUGCUACAGCUUCCUGCAUCACAACUCCAUUGGAUACCAUUAAGACUCGCUUACAGGUGAUGGGGCAUGAGAAGCGACCUUCUACUAGACAAGUUGUAAAAACCUUAAUUGCAGAUGAUGGUUGGAAAGGUUUGUACAGAGGGUUGGGUCCAAGAUUCUUCAGUAUGUCAGCAUGGGGAACCUCAAUGAUAUUAGCAUACGAAUACCUGAAGCGCUUAUGUGUGAAAGAUGACUAGAAGUGACCAACAACAAAUAAUUUUGCUUCUUGCCACAUGAAGAGCAGAGAUUUAGUUCAAUGGCUGACUGAGGGUCAUUAUAUUUCAGAAGACAGCCAUGCCAGACGGUCUCAGGUAAUUUUCUUGAACUAUCCACAUUAAGAAAUGGCCUGCAAUUGUGCGGCAAAUUUUGGUUAUCUUCUUAUAAAAACCAACUUAAUGAGUUUAUUAAACAGAUUAGUUACUGAUUUUUAAGAGACGCAUCGGAUGUGGCUAAGAUUCUUUGAUGCUUGUUUUUUUUUUUUUUUUUUCUAAAGGAUAAAAACUUCUGACAGUUAGAAACUGAAGCAAGUAGCUUUGUGUAUCUCUCUCAAAAGGCAAUAUCAGUUGUAUCUUUACACAGAUUUUUAAUUAGGCACAGUUAUUUGAUCUGAAUUUU
Messenger RNA from Durio zibethinus, 1782 nucleotides. RefSeq lists its product as uncharacterized. The record is from RefSeq and is a predicted model, not a curated record. Gene Ontology annotation, biological process: transmembrane transport. Lineage: Eukaryota; Viridiplantae; Streptophyta; Magnoliopsida; Malvales; Malvaceae.